This is a messenger RNA of Adineta ricciae, 1224 nucleotides long. NCBI's taxonomy places the organism in Eukaryota, Metazoa, Rotifera, Eurotatoria, Adinetida, Adinetidae. The record is from the annotation of a GenBank genome assembly.
AUGUCUUUAAUAGUUAGAUCGAAUCCAAAUUCUCGUAGAGAUCUGCUGUCGUCGAUGCAAACUGAUCAGGCAAUUCAUGUCUACGUUCGUCUUGUAUUCCUUCGAAUAGGUGAAAUCGAUACUCUCAAUGAGAAAUAUCAAGCUCAUGCGUCCAUCGAAUCUCGAUGGGUGGUUACAAUCGAUCGAUUUUCUUCCAUCGAACAAGAUCAGUUGCUCAGUGGAAAGUCUGUUGCUCUUGAGAAAUACGCUGAAACCAACUGGCAUCCUCAACUUUACAUUGAAAACAGUCUCGGUGACCUCAAAGAGCAAAUAAAAUACACGGCAAAACUGAAUCGAAUUGAGAAAGAAGUUUAUAUUUGUGAACAUCGCAUAAUCAAAGGUCUCUUUUGGGAAAAACUUGAGUUGUAUCAUUUUCCGAGCGAUGUACAAGAUUUAUCGAUUUCGAUCAGUUCGAUGUUCUUCAACGAUAAAGUUCUUCUAUUCGCCGAUCCGUAUUGCUUAAGCGGAGUCAAUCGAGAAGCAUUUGUUGAUCAGCAAGAAUGGUCGUUGUAUGAACAUGUCAAUACAGAACAAAGAUUCAUCAGAGAUUUCCUCUUUCGCACGGUUGAUGAUGAAAGCGAUGAGAUGAUCAACGGGAAAGAAGAUCGAAAACGACCGGUGUUAACGGUCACUUGUCAUGCUGCACGUCAAUCCAGCUACUUUUUUUGGAAUGGAUAUUUUCUUAUUUUUAUGAUCACUUUCGUCUCGUUUUGUACUUUUGGCAUGCCCAUGCAGUUUUCAAUCAAUCGUCUUCAAGUGUCAUGCACACUUCUGCUAACAUCCGUGACUUUUCGUUGGACGGUUAAUCGAUCACUCCCAACCGUUUCUUAUCUGACUUCAUUGGAUAAAUAUGGAAUACUGUGUAUGCUCAAUCUUGUCGGUCAUUCUAUUUGGCAUGGUAUCAUUAGUGUAAUUACAUGGGUGCGCACAGCAGACUAUCGAGUGCCCGGUGAACUCUGGAUUGCAAAUGUCGAUCAUGUAGCGUUUUAUAGUUUUAUUGGAAUUUUUAUCACAAUGCAUGUUAUCAUGAUUAUUUGGUUUGUUUGCGUUCCACUUAGAUAUCGUAAACAAAUGAAACACAAUGAUGUUCGAUAUCGGGCACGAGUAUUGGAAAUGGCGAAUAAUAUGGAUUCACGAGGAUUUUUAUCUUCUUCUAAUAGUCAUGUCACGAUGAGUACAUUCUAG